UGCUAGCCAGCUAGCGUGCUGCGUGCAUGGAUGCGGUGCCCAUGAGUAGUUUCAGAUAUGAUGAGCGGUAGGACGAGCGCGGUAAUUGCCGGCGUGUGCGGAGCCCUUUUCAUCGCAUACUGUAUUUAUUUUGAUAGAAAGCGGCGGAGUGACCCUCGCUUCAAGGAAAAGCUACGUGAACGUAGAAGAAAGCAAAAUGCUUCUAGUCAGAAGUCUGGACUGGCAAAGCUACCUGACAUGAAGGACGCGGAAGCUGUUCAGAAAUUCUUUCUGGAGGAAAUCCAGCUGGGAGAGGAGCUCCUGUCACAAGGUCAAUUCGAGAGCGGUGUAGACCACCUGACCAAUGCGAUUGCAGUAUGUGGUCAACCUCAGCAGCUGCUUCAGGUACUCCAGCAGACGCUGCCACCUCCAGUUUUCCAAAUGCUGCUCACCAAACUGCCCAGCAUCAGCCAGCGAAUCAUCAGUUCUCAGUCUUUAACAGAAGAUGAUGUUGAAUGAAACUGAUUGUGUGUGAAAUGGAAACAUGCAGUCACUAUUCCGCAAAGGGAUUUGAGGCACUGUUAUAUAUGUGCACAUUUUUGGUAUGUGUGACUGCAGUUGCGAGCCUGAUUGUGACAGAGCUUGAUCUUUGGACGUCAGAUGACAAUAAUCGCCCUCUAUCAUGGCGGUCUGAGGUUAAGAACUUGCUCGAGCUGGCGUUUCUGGGAAACGUUUAAACACAUUCCAUCUUUCUAAUCUUCUUCCCACCAGAUCUCAUGUAUUCUGGCCAUCAGUUUAUUCUAUGUAUUUCCCUCAAGUAAUGAUGCGUUAUGUUUGGGGGGGGGGGUGUUAUGUC
Molecule: messenger RNA, 835 nt
Organism: Micropterus salmoides (largemouth bass)
Lineage: Eukaryota; Metazoa; Chordata; Actinopteri; Centrarchiformes; Centrarchidae
Gene: tomm20a
Product: translocase of outer mitochondrial membrane 20
Exons: 5
Coding region: 58-498 (146 amino acids)
Biological process (GO): protein import into mitochondrial matrix; protein targeting; tRNA import into mitochondrion
Cellular component (GO): mitochondrial outer membrane; mitochondrial outer membrane translocase complex
Molecular function (GO): transmembrane protein transporter activity
Source: RefSeq, a predicted model, not a curated record